UCUUGAGUACUCCACAUGCUGGCUUCCUGUUUAGGAUCCUGGGUUAUAGAACAUUCUCCUCCCUUUCCCGAAGAGAACUUCGAAACACCUCUACAGGACCAGCUAAAGUGCCGCUCGUCCUUCCUCGGAGAGAUCCUGAUCCCCUCAGUACUUAGGUUUUUGUUUUGUUUUGUUUUGUUUCCCCCCGAUAGAUCCCUCCCUCGAAUCAUCUCUUCCUUUCCUGUAGAGAAUCUUGGAUCACGCUGCUCUACUGCCGGUAUCGAAUCUUACUUGGCAGACUCUGGCACAGCCUGAGAUGGCAACCCGGAUACCUUGCUUCUUUCCUCUAUGGGGACACCAGAAUACUUCCUUCCCUUUCCUGAGAGUCUAGCUUUGAAGUACUGGGACUCCGAGGACCGACCCCUAGACCCGAGCUCGCCGUUGGGCACAAUUCGCCUUUUCAGCAGGCGGUCUGACCUAGAGUCCCGCUCACCUGGCUUUCCUUAUCCCCACUCCCCCUACACCCCCGCGGGGAGAAGGCACGGAGCGGUGCGCUCCCUUUAGCAGGUUCGGGAGGGCAGGGAGAGGGGCAGGGCCGAGCCAAGCCGCGCCGGGCCAGGCGGACAGAGGAGAGAGGAGGGGGUGCGGGGAAGCGGGAGCAGGGAGCGAGUUGGGAGUAAGUGCGCUCCCUCCCGUUCCCCACCUCCCGGCCCGCCUCUCCCUUCUCUCCGGGCUUCUCCCCGCCCCAGCCUAGCCUAGCCCAGCCCAGCCCAGCCCAGCCCAGCCCCGCCGGCUCCUCCUGCCCCGCUCCGCUCGGCCCCAGGGAGCCGCUCAAACUUUUCUCCGGCUCCUUGCUCUACCUUCGCGCAGCGGCGCCGGCUGCCCAGGGAGGGAACCCGGGCGUCCAGCCCCGCAUGGGCGCCGCGCAGCCUCCGGGGGCCUGAGGCUGCCCGCCCGUCCCGCACGCGGCCCAUGGCGGCCCGCGCUGCCUCCGCCGCACCUGCGGCCGAGGAGCCGAGCGGCCAGGGCCAGGGUCAGGGCCAGGGCCAGGCCGGUGUCCCCCGCAAGAAGAAGUCCCGGGGCGGCCUGCGCCGCGCCUUCAGCUGGCUGCGGGGCAAGCGGAGAAAGAAGAAGGGGCCGCCCGGUGGGGAGGGGGCCGAGCCACCCCCCAAGGGCAAGAAGUCUGAGGAAAAGGCCAGGAAGGGCAGAGGCAAGGGCAGAGGCUCAAGCAAAGCAGACAACAAGCAGCCAUCAUCAGAUGACCAUCAGGACAAUGUCUUCUUUCCCAGCAGCCGGCCUCCUCACCUGGAGGAGCUGCACUUUCAGGCCCAAGAAGGACUUCGAUCCCUGCAGUACCAAGAAAAACAGAAACAGAGCAAGGACGGCUGGGACCAUGGAGACAGUCAGAGCAUCAAGUCGUCUCAGAUGAGUACCAAGGAUGAGGACUCCAUUUCCUUCUGCAGCCAGAGCACCACUUCUACCAUGGAGAGCUCCGCGGCGGAGGACGCCCUGUCCAUCCGGUCCGAGAUGAUCCAGCGCAAAGGCUCCACCUUCCGACCUCAUGAUUCGUUCCCCUCCAAACAAGGAAAGUCCGGCCGGCGGCGGCGAGAGAGGCGGAGUACGGUGCUGGGGCUCCCACAGCACGUGCAGAAGGAGCUGGGUCUGAGGAAUGGGCACGACCCGCUCGGCGCGCCCAGGCCCCCCGCUCGCCUCACCAACGGGCACGGCACGGCGGGGGGCGUGGUCCACAUCCCCACGGUGGACGGGCAGCUGGCGGUCCCUGGGAGCGCCGUGCCCGGGGUCCGCGUGUCGCUGGUCGCACUGGAAGCAGGGGCCGGGGACGAGGCUGCCUUACAGCGCCACAUCGACAGUGUCUACCGCGACGACAGCCUCGUCGGCCGAAGGACGGGGGCCCGGCUGUCCCCCUUGGUCCGGCCCAAGUCGCUCGCUGUGCCGGGGAUGACGGGUGGGGCGGGACCCCCAGAGCCCCUGAGCCCGGCCAUGUCCAUCUCCCCCCAGGCCACCUACCUCUCCAAGAUCAUCCCGAAUGCCGUUCUGCCACCCACCGUGGACGUGGUGGCCCUGAGCCGCUGCAGCGUCCGCACCCUGAGCCGCUGCAGCCUCAUGUCCGCCAGCCCGGCCUCCGUGCGCUCCCUGGGCCGCUUUUCCUCCUCCUCCUCUUCCUGCCGACCCCGGAGCCGCCACGCCUCCUCCUCCAGCGACAACUGGAGCCACUCGCAGUCCACAGAAACGAUCGUGUCGGAUGGAUCGACGCUGUCGUCGCAGGGGGGCUCGGAGGACCGGGUCGAUGGGCUGCCCGCGCGCCAGGAGGGCUGCGCCGCCAGCCGGGAGAGCCCCCGGAGCACGGCGGGCAGCGGGAUCUCCACGGCCACGGGCAGCGGGCAGGCUUCGCCCAGCGCGGGCAGCGGCAGGGCCGACGGCUCGGACACCAUCAGCAUUCAGAGCGGACACUCCUCCGUCCGGAGCGUGUCUCUGCGGAAGCUCAAGCGGGCACCGGCGCCCCCCCGCCGGACCUACUCCCUGCACCAGCGGGGCGCGGCCGACGGGGCCCCCGGCCUGCCUCCUAAGCCAGAACGAAAGCAGCCCCAGCUCCCUGCUGCGGGAGACCCCGAGGAAGUGGCCCCUGGGGCCCAGGUCGCCACUCAGUCCCCCAGCACCUCCCAGCGCCUGGUGGGCUCCCCGGAGCGUACGCUCUCACCUUCCAGCGGCUAUUCCAGCCAAAGUGGCACCCCUACGCUGCCCCCCAAGGGGCUGAUGGGGCCCCCUGCCUCCCCGGGCAAGCCGUCUCCGAGGCCUCCCAAACCCGAGCGAGUGUGCUCCCUGAGGUCCGCUGGGACCUCGGCGUCGUCCUCCCUCACCUCGCUCUGCUCCUCCGCUUCCUCCUGUGACCCCGCCCUUGUAGAUAAGGCUGUCCCCGGGCAGCCUCUGGAUGCUCUCUUGCCCCCAACUAACCCAGCCGACCGGUUUGUCAUUCCCCCUCACCCUAAAGUCCCAGCCCCUUUCUCUCCCCCACCCUCAAAACCUAAGACUCCAACUUCAGCUGCUCCUGCUCCUGCUCCUGGUCCCAUUUCUAAUUCUGUUCCUCCUCUCCAGGGGUCAGGGACCCCAGUGAAAUCUCACCUGGAAUCUUCCACACCACCCAAGGGAUCUCCUCCUCCCUCCCCUCCUCCAUCUUACCACCCACCCCCACCGCCCGCUAAGAAAGUGGAGGUCGCGGCCCCGGCCUCCGCGGCCCCGAGCUCUGAUGGGGGGGUCACCCAGGACCACAGCUGGCCCCCUCCCCCGCCCCCUCCUCCAGAGGAACAGGACCUGUCCAUGGCAGAUUUCCCUCCACCAGAUGAGGCCUUCUUCUCUCCCACUAGGCCAGAGUCCCCAGCUCCCCCCGGGGCCUCAACCCCUGGCCCUGCUCGGCCUCCUGCUGCAGUCCAGACCUCUCCUCAGUCAGGGGCCAAGCCCGAGACGCAGACCUCGAGUUCCUUCUUGGCCACUGUCCCCUCACAGGGCCCAGCCCAGUCCGAGUCCCUGCCUCCCCCCGGGCCUCCCCCCGACGCCCCCCCCUUGCCGGCCCCAGCCCUUCAGCCUAACUCUGGGAAGCCAGCGGAGCCACCCAAGGAGCCCCUGGGGCGCAGCAAGAGCACCCCUGCACCCAAGGAAGAUGCCAGCCUGCCUAUUGUCACGCCCUCCCUGCUGCAGAUGGUGCGGCUGCGCUCCGUCGCGCCCCCUUCUCCGCCGGCCUCCCAGGAGCCCCCCGCCCCCGCCCCGCAGAAGCCACUGCGGAAGGCCCUCUCCAUGCGGGGGGGCCAGGCCCCUGGGCCCUCGACGGGGCUUCACGCUGCCAUGCGCCUCAAAGUCUCGAAUAUGGCCUCCACCGAUGGCCCCCUUGGUUCUCGGCCCAACAGCCCGCCCGAGCCCACCUCCCCACGGCCGCAGUCCCCGGCCUCCACCGCCAGCUUCAUCUUCUCCAAGGGUGCCAAGAAGCUGCAGCUGGAGCGGCCUGUGUCUCCCGAGGCCCAGGCCGACUUGCAGCGGAAUCUGGUGGCUGAACUUCGGACCUUUUCUGAGCAUCGGGGGCCGCAAACCCAGAGGAAACCCAGCAAGUCCGCUCCGCCUGUGGCCCGGAAGCCAGCAGUGGGGGUCCCUCCGCCUGAUUCUCCUGGCAUCAAGCAGGCCGAGAGCCCCUCAGCCUCCCCUGCCAACGGGCAUUCCCACCUCGAGGACAGGACUAAGCGAGAGCGGGCAGAGAACGGAGGCGCUGUGCAGCUGGCGGGCCUGGAGCCGCAGCCGCUGAGUCCUGCUGCCUCAGAAAACCAGAAAGAGCUGCUCUGACCUGAGGGAACGGCGCUCUGGUACUACUGACCCAUCCUAAGAACACAAUCUCUCAGGGACCUGAGCAGGUCGAAGCACGAGAAGGGGAGAACUGGACACAUGCUUAACUUAAUACAAAGGAAGAAUUCAGCCUUAGCCUCCACGGCCUUUGAUAUUUAUGCAAACCUGCUGAGGGUACAUUCCUCACCAAGUUAGGCAGUUUUCUUUUGCCUUUUUACAGAAACAUGGACACUCCCAGAGUCACCACGUCUCCAUCUCCGACCCUCUUCUGGCUCAGCUGAGGAAGGAGAGAUGAUGAGAAGAGGGAGUGGUCUCUGCUGGCCCCAAAGCCCUAGCUCGAAAGAGGCUAGAGCCUGGUCCAGAGCUCCCUGGGAUUUUUGUUUUUAUUCUUCUCUGUUGAAAACAUUUUCUCUUUUCUCCUUUCCUUUAUACCAUCCCUUCCCCCUCCUCCAAUUUCUGGGAUAAUUAGUCCUAUAAUCAAGCACACAAUAAUAGUAAUGAAUCAAAGCACUUUUCAAAAACAGCUGCCCGUCCAUCUUACAGGGCAGGUGGCUGGCCUUCCAUCUUGCCAGUUGCCACCUCACCAGUGGACCUGCCCCUCUUGGAGUGGGGCCUGCCUCCUUUCACAAGGCCCCUGUUUACAUGGCAGCGGUUCUCACUCUCUGGGUCUUUGGCUAGCCUUCUCACCCUGGCCUGGGGGGGGUGUACCCUAAUUCUUUGGGUCUUGAGGCUUCAGGAGGGGAACAGCUGGGUAGGGGCAGUGGUCCCUGCCUUUGGAGGCAAGGACAAAGCACAAAAGGAUGUGCCCAUCCUUUUCAGGAGCCUCCCUGUUAUUUCCCAACUUGGCUCUCCCAACAGGUGCUUCCAUCAAUAAUAGGGGUUGGUACCAAAGUGACCCAAGGCCAGGAGGAUGGGACUUGUCCCCACUCUGUUAUCAGGGCAUCAGAAAUGACUAUUGAGAAUGAAUACAACAAGUCGUGCUCACUAGUAGCUCUUCUCAGGAGGCCAAGAUUUCCCACCCUCUCUCUGAACUGAUGUGCUUUUUUCCCCUUUUCCCUGGGAAGAGGGAGAUUUCAGCUCAGACACAGGUACUGUUUUUUUUUUUUUUUUAAAUCUUCACCUGUUUCAGGGGUACCCACUCAUUACCUAGAGGCCGUAGGUUGAACAGGGCCAGAGGAGGAGGGAUGCCUUUUGCCACCAAGACUAGUCUUCAUGUACUUCCUCCAUCCUGUUUUGUGGGAUUUCACCCUCUGGAUACGUCUUUGUACCAGAUAUCCUCUUAGGCGAUGGCAAAGGCUGAUUGAGAGCCCACUCUUUUGUCAAAGGCACCCUUGAACUGUUCUAAGAAUAAUUCCCUAGGCUGUUCCUUGGUCCAACUGGUCUGGGAUUUAUAUUUUCUUGGCAGCGAGAAUAGUGGGGAGCAUAGGAACAGUCUAUGAUUAUAGCCUUCAAAAGAUAGGGAAGCCCUUCAACAACCUUGGCUGUCUCUUCAAUAACCAGCCUAAAUCUUGACCACAGGUUUGAUGAAAACCUUCUUGGACCUGUUUACUCUAUUUAAACCUGAGUACUCUAUAUUUAGUUAGAUUUGAAACCCUUUCAGAAGUGGUUGGGAAUACUCUAAGGUAGAGGUGAGUGCACAUUGAAUGAGGAGAAGGAAGGGCUUGUUUUAUUGGCGUGGUCCCUGUGACUCUGCUCCCCAAAUACUAGGUAGCCAUUGGCCAACUUUUUCCUUUUUUUUCCUGCCUUUUCCCCAGGGCUGUUGUCAUUGGGUCCUGGUGAUGUUUGCUGAGCGUGGCUAGGCUGGAGUGCGGGCCUCUUGAAGGCUACUGAGGGAGUUUGACUCCACACCAGCGCCCUUCUCUUCCUUUGGGUCAUCCAAUACCCAGUCUCACUACUGGCUGUCACAUUCAGAGUAGAGAGAGAAAUCAAUAACCACUGUAUGUACUGACUGCCGAGCUCUGCCCACAUCCUUGAUAGAAUGGGAUGUGUGAGUAAGCUUGCGAGGCGCUGUUGGAACUGCCCGCAGAAAUGCUGAGGUUUGAGGGAGCACUUCCCCCUGUCUGCACUAAACUCCUGCCACCUGACCCUCCUUGCUCAGUUUUUCUGUUACUGGAGUCCUGUCCCUUCCUGUGAGGGUUGCCUCUGAAAAUGCCCAGCUCUCACCCACCCUUUUCUGGUUGGACAGAGAACAUGGCAGUGGGGACCAAGAAAGGGGGGAAGGGAAGGGGCAAGUCCCUGCCUUAUCCCCUUGGGGAACCAAGCUGGACCUAGCACUAACCGAGACCAAAAGCCUCUGAUUUUUAUUGUUCUGUAGAAAUGUUAGAUAUAGAGAAAUAUAUAUACAUAUAUAUAUAUUUCUUUAAACAUUGAUCUCACUUUGAUUGUUUAAAAAAAGCCAAAAAAAACACCAAACCCCAACCUUCCAAACUCCUACCCCAAUACCCCAGAAGACCUCAACCCUCUACCUUGAAAAGUCUAAAGUGAGAUACAAUGACAAACUGUAUGUUUUGGUUAAAAUAUGUUAAUUAUAUGAUUAAAGCUGA
Messenger RNA from Antechinus flavipes (yellow-footed antechinus), 6869 nucleotides. RefSeq names its product KIAA1522 ortholog (gene NHSL3). The coding region runs from base 952 to 4326 and encodes 1124 amino acids. The record is from RefSeq and is a predicted model, not a curated record. Gene Ontology annotation, biological process: cell differentiation. The transcript is spliced from 7 exons. Lineage: Eukaryota; Metazoa; Chordata; Mammalia; Dasyuromorphia; Dasyuridae.